AUGAAUUUCAAAGAUAUGCUCGAUAGAGUGCAUAUGUCAUGCAUCGAAGAUGGAGCUCUCGAUCUGAGUCAACAAAUAAUUGAACAAAUAAUUAUUUUGUUUUCCUCCGGCUCUUUGGCGGCCGGUGAGGCCGUUUUCUUCCAUCAUGGAGGGGGUCAUGAUGUUUUUCCCCCUCUUCCUGGUUCUUCUGUUCUUGGUUCUCCUCCAAGUAAGCCGCAAGUCUCCUAUGCUCAAAAUCUCGCCAACCCCUCAGCUAAUACCAUCGAUUUCCCUAUGUCUUUUGUCUCUCCGUCCAAAAAACUUUCGUUCAAAGCGGUAGAUUUUACGGAAGGAGCGAAUAUCUGGACUCAUUCUCUGGUAGGCUAUUCCAUUGGGCAACGCCCUAAUUAUGAACGUCUUCUAGCGGCUAUGAACAAGCUUUGGGUUCUCAAAGGCUCAUUCUCUUUACUGUCUAUGGCGGAUGGUUUCUUCCUCCUGAAAUUUACGUCUGCGGAGGAUAUGGAGUUGGUUUUCUCAGGCGGUCCGUGGUUCCUGCUAGGUAAGCCUUUUAUCUUACAAAAAUGGAACCCGAAAUUUAAACCUAAUAGGGAUGAGGAUGCUGCAAUUCCCAUCUGGAUCAAAAUUAUGGAUCUUCCACUUGCUUUAUGGACACCCUCAGGUAUUUCUAAGAUUGCGAGUUACAUUGGUGUGCCUUUAUCUGUUGAUACUCUCACUGCCAGAAGAACUAGACUUACUUUUGCUAGAGUUUGUGUCCAUAUCACUAAGAAUUCCUUAUUGCCGGAGGUCAUUCCUAUUGAUAUGGAUGGGGAAGACAUUAACUUGAAGGUGGUUUAUGAUUGGAAGCCUACUCCUUGUGAAGGUUGCGGUUCCUUAUUUCAUCCUUUUGCCCCCUGCUCCUCUAAUCCUGAUCCUAAGCAGAUGGUUCCUUCGAAGGUUUUGCGUGGUCGAAGCCGCAGCAGGAAUCAUGCGGCGCGUCCUCUCGGUAACACUUCUAAACCUCCUAUUUCUACCUCCAUGAAUCCUUCUCCUGCUUCUCUCCCCACCAAUUCACAAGUCAUUAUUAUCCCUUCUUCUGAGAAUGUUCCUACCUCCUCUCCUUCUCCUGUUAUUCCUAAAGAUCCUUCUUCCUCCCAUAUUGCUGAUAUGGGAAUUGUUCCCAAUUUGAACCUACCCAACGUUGAUACUUCAAUCCCUAACACCUCCUCUUCUUCUAAAGUACUGCUUCCUUCACAAGUUAUCCUCACUAAUAGUUUCUCUACUCUCCUCACGGAUUCUCUUCCGGCUAAAGACAGAGAUGAUGAGGAGGUUCCAGAAGAGGAGGAUCUCUCUUCUUCGCAUACGGUGGAAUCCAAUCAUCAGAAAUCCUCUGGUUCUUCUUCCACUAACGCCUCUGCCAAAAAAGUUAAGUCUCCUCCGAAAAAAACUAAAGCCAAAAACACUACCAAAAAGGCAAAAAACCCUCGUUAG
Messenger RNA from Dendrobium catenatum, 1467 nucleotides. RefSeq lists its product as uncharacterized. The record is from RefSeq and is a predicted model, not a curated record. Bases 1 to 1467 code for a protein of 488 amino acids. NCBI's taxonomy places the organism in Eukaryota, Viridiplantae, Streptophyta, Magnoliopsida, Asparagales, Orchidaceae. The transcript is spliced from 2 exons.